AUGUCACCCGACUUAAAUUCUCUCCCUUCGUCACCAAACCUGACGAAGGAACAGACUCCUUUCAAUGGGCAGGGCAAUGGUACUAACGCCGCCUUGGGCAAUGGCAAGAAGCAGCCCAACAUCCUGUACAUCAUGGCCGACCAGAUGUCAGCGCCCCAGCUGAAGAUGUACAACCCGGACUCCCAGAUCAAGACGCCCCACCUUGAUGGCCUUGCGGCAAGAUCCGUCCAGUUCGACUCGGCCUACUGCCCAUCGCCACUCUGCGCGCCCUCGCGCAUGAGCAUGAUCUCGGGCCAGCUUCCCAUGAAGAUUGGGGCUUACGACAACGCAUCCCAGAUCGGCAGCGACGUCCUCACAUAUGCCCACUACCUGCGACUGCGGGGCUACCACACGGUGCUGGCCGGUAAGAUGCACUUCGUCGGCGACCAACUGCACGGCUACGAGACCCGCCUCACAAGCGACAUCUACCCAGGCGACUUUGGCUGGUCCGUGGACUGGGACAAUCCAGAGACCAGGCUCGAGUGGUACCACAACGCCAGCUCCAUCAAGCAGGCAGGAGUGUGCGUCCGCAGCAACCAGCUUGACUAUGACGAGGAGGUCAUGUACAAGUCCACCCAGUUCCUCUACGACCAGGUCCGGAAAUCCGAUGAUCGACCUUUCAGUUUGACGGUUUCUCUCACCCACCCUCAUGACCCUUACACCAUUGAGAAGAAGUAUUGGGAACGCUACGAGGGAGUCGAUAUCGACCUGCCGAAGGUCAGGAUCCCCAAGGAGGAACUCGACCCCCACAGCCAGAGGUUGCUGAGAGUGUGCGACCUGUGGGAUGAGAGCUUCUCGGAUGAGCAGAUCAAGAAGGCCAAGAGGGCAUACUACGGCUCUUGCAGCUAUGUCGACGAUUGCAUUGGUAAGCUCUUGCAGACGCUGGAGGACUGCGAUCUGGCCGACGACACGAUCAUCGUCUUCUCGGGUGAUCACGGCGACAUGCUCGGUGAGCGUGGUCUGUGGUACAAGAUGAGCUAUUUCGAGGGCUCUGUACGGGUCCCCAUGCUGGUCUCAUACCCCAAGUGGUUCACCCCCCACCGCGUCUCUCAGAACGUCUCCACUCUGGACAUCCUGCCUACCAUGUGCGACCUGGUAGGUACCAAGCCGGAGCCGGGUUUCCCAAUGGAUGGAAUUUCCAUGAUGCCACACCUGCUGGGCCAGGAGGGCCACGAUACCGUCUUUGCAGAGUACACCGGCGAGGGAACUGUGUCCCCGCUCAUGAUGAUCCGGCGCGGCCCAUGGAAGUACAUCAUCUGCCCAGCAGACGGCGAGCAGCUGUUCAACCUGAAGGACGACCCGUACGAGGUGCACGACUUGGUCAAGAGCCUCGCAAAGAAAGGAUCCAGCCUGAGCGCCGAGGACCUCAAGGUCAAGGAGGUGUUCGAGGCAUUUGGAGCGGAGGCGAGGGCGAAGUGGGACUUUGAGAAGAUCACCAACGAGGUCCUCCUGAGCCAGAGGCAGAGGAAGUUUGUCUGGAAGGCACUCAAGCUCGGUCACUUCACGAGCUGGGACCACAACCCCAACGACGACGGGCGGAACAAGUAUAUCCGCUCUCACAUGGACCUCGAUGACUUGGAGAGGAUGGCACGCUUCCCUCCUGUUGAUCCGAAUGGAAUUCCGACCAAGAAGCUGCUGUCCCACCAAGCUGGGGCUGCCGGCGAGUAG
Diaporthe citri is the source of this 1707-nucleotide messenger RNA. RefSeq lists its product as uncharacterized. The record is from RefSeq and is a predicted model, not a curated record. Gene Ontology annotation, molecular function: sulfuric ester hydrolase activity. NCBI's taxonomy places the organism in Eukaryota, Fungi, Ascomycota, Sordariomycetes, Diaporthales, Diaporthaceae. The coding region runs from base 1 to 1707 and encodes 568 amino acids. The transcript has 4 exons.